UAAUAACUAAUAGCUCAGAGAGGCAGGCAUCCCGGCAGACAAAUAGAUAUAAACAAACAGAAAUAGAUACAAAUACUCACAGUGUUUUAGACAGACGGCCGAGCAGUUAGUUGGAUUACCAGUUUCUCUGCUGAGAAAAAAGUAGCAGCUUAAAGCUGGAAAAAUUAUAUAUUUAAAACAACAACAACAACAGCAACAACAAACUUUCAUCCAAAAAACACUUCUGACAUCAUGGCUAAACCUACAUACCGACCAAAGACUGAAGUAGAUGGAAAAGAUAAGGAAAUUAGUGGUAAUUUAUUGAUGCCUUCAGACGAAAAGAAGAUAUACAAACUGCCACUACAACACAAGAAAUUGAUAACUAUGAGAAACCUAGGAAAAUCUGGAUUACGAGUGUCAAAUGUUGGAUUUGGUACCUGGGUAACAUUUGGUGCACAAGUUACAGACGAAGUUGCUGAAGACAUGUUAACGCUAGCCUAUGAGAGUGGAAUCAACAUAUUUGAUACUGCUGAAGUAUAUUCAGGUGGCAAGGCUGAAAUAUCUUUAGGCAAAAUUCUGAAAAAGAAAAACUGGAGACGUUCCAGUUAUAUUAUAUCAACCAAGAUUCAUUGGAGUGCCAAUCGUGCCGAAACAGAAAAAGGCCUCUCUCGUAAACAUAUCAUUGAAGGUUUGAAAGGAUCACUAGAUCGUCUGCAGCUAUCUUAUGUUGAUAUAGUUUUUGCCAAUAAACCCAGUGCACAAACACCAAUGGAAGAAAUCGUCCGUGCCUUCACUUUUGUCAUCAAUCAGGGUUGGGCUAUGUACUGGGGUACCUCCCGUUGGACGCCCACAGAGAUCAUGGAAAGUUAUGCUGUGGCACGCCAGUUCAACCUGAUCCCACCAACUGCUGAACAAGCUGAAUAUAACAUGUUUCAUCGAGAUAAAGUUGAGCUUCACAUGCAUGAGAUCUACACUAAAAUUGGCGUUGGAACAAUUUGCUGGUCCCCAUUAGCAUCAGGAAUUCUUUCAGGGAAGUAUGACGAUGGAGUACCGAUCUAUUCUCGUGCUGCCCUAAAGAAUUACGGAUGGCUGAAAGAUAAAAUUCUCAGUGAGGAGGGCCGCAAACAGCAAGCACGUCUAAGAGAAGUGGCAGUCGUUGCUGAUAGAUUAGGUUGCUCAUUAGCUCAACUGGCAAUAGCCUGGUGUCUGAGACAGGAAGCCAUUCAUUGUGUUUUACUUGGAGCUACAUCAGUUGACCAACUUUAUGAAAAUCUCCAAGCUCUGCAGUAUGUUCCAAAACUAACACCAUCAUUGAUGAAUGAAUUGGACAAAUUACUUGGCAACAAACCUCUUUCACGCAAGGAGCAUCCACCCAGGGUCAUUAACAAUCCACGCUUGAGGAAGUGGCUCAACGAGAUUGAAUAUUUCAAUACUAGUUUCAUUCUCUCAGAACAUGAAUGAAGUCCACAUAAUCUUCCAUCUCCACUGAGCAUCGUUUGAUUAACUUCACUCAGUGUUUCUGAAAACACAUUAAUAUGAUACACUCACACACAUACAAAUCUAGUACACACACUCACAUGAACACACAC
Molecule: messenger RNA, 1568 nt
Organism: Octopus sinensis (East Asian common octopus)
Lineage: Eukaryota; Metazoa; Mollusca; Cephalopoda; Octopoda; Octopodidae
Product: voltage-gated potassium channel subunit beta-2
Exons: 16
Coding region: 232-1440 (402 amino acids)
Biological process (GO): potassium ion transport; transmembrane transport; regulation of potassium ion transmembrane transport
Cellular component (GO): cytoplasm; voltage-gated potassium channel complex; membrane
Molecular function (GO): voltage-gated potassium channel activity; potassium channel regulator activity; transmembrane transporter binding
Source: RefSeq, a predicted model, not a curated record